This is a messenger RNA of Acanthosepion pharaonis, 1188 nucleotides long. The record is from the annotation of a GenBank genome assembly. NCBI's taxonomy places the organism in Eukaryota, Metazoa, Mollusca, Cephalopoda, Sepiida, Sepiidae.
AUGCAGCAGAGUCCAAGAAAAUCCUUACAAAAGUUAGUUCAGCAGCAAGAUCUUAAUGUUAUUCGCACAGGAGUUUACCAAAGACUCUUCCAUCCAGAUUCUCUCUUGACAGGAAUUGAAGAUGCUGCCAACAAUUUCGCUCGAGGAUACAUUACAAUGGCUUGGCAGGUGUUAAAUUCUGUUACAGACAUAGUUGAAAAAUUAGCUGAGAACUGUGAUGGCCUACAAGGUUUUAAUAUUUCGCAUAGUUUCGGUGGUGGAACUGGAUCAGGAUUUACGGCUCUUCUCAUGCAAAUUUUGAGUGAACAUUUUCCCAAAAAAACAAAAAUUGAUUUCGUUAUUUACCCUUCUCCCAAAAUGUCUAGCAGCAUGGUCGAGCCUUACAACUCAUUGCUCACCACACAUCUCACACUUGAAGACAUGGACUGUAGCUUUAUGUUUGACAAUGAAGCUAUCUAUCGAAUAUGUCAAAGCAAACUCUCCUGUAAGAAUCCCAGUUUUUCGAACAUUAACCGUAUCAUUGCUCAAGUACUAAGCUCAAUUAGUGCUCCUUUGCGGUUUGACGGUACUCUACGAACUGAUCUCACCUCCUUCCAGACAAAUUUAGUACCAUAUCCCAGAAUUCAUUUCCCAGUGGUCACAUAUGCUCCUUUCCUACCUCCAGAAAAAAUGCUUCGUGAGACUGUUACAUCAUUAUACUUGACUAGUCAGUGUUUUCUCCCAUCAAGCCAAAUGAUCAACUGUGAUACAUAUUCAGGUAAGUAUAUGGCCUGCUGUAUUCUCUAUCGAGGAGACAUUGUUCCAAGUAAAGUGAACAGUGCAAUCCAGAAGGUCAAAUCUAUGCACAAUGUGAAGUUUGUGGACUGGUGUCCAACAGGAUUUAAGGUUGGAAUCAAUAACAGCACCCCUCAUGCUGUACCUGGAGGUGACUUAGGGAGCACAACCCGGGCUGUGUGUUCGUUAAGUAACACAACAGCAGUGAGAGAUGCUUGGGCACGUCUUGACUACAAAUUUGAUUUGAUGUUCCGUAAAAGGGCUUUUUUGCAUUGGUACCUUUCAGAGGGAAUGACAAUGGACCAAUUUACUGACACACGGGAGAAUUUGGCAUGUUUAGAGAAGGAUUAUGAAGAAGUGGGAUUUGAUACGAAAAGUGACAGUGAUGACGAUAUUAAAGACGAUGAAUAUUAA